CGACGCUGGUGCAGGGCAGAGGGGGAGUUCUGCAGGGUCAAAUAAACUCAGGAGCUGCAAACCAACACAAAACUCCGCAGACCUGCGCAACUUUCUAACAAGCAAGAGGUCUUUCCACCCCACUUUUUUUUGUGUUCCUACCUUGACUUGAUUCUGGUCGCUGCAAAGAUGACCACAGCCGUGGUGUCGCCUUUCUUCGACUUCGAAGUUAUGAACAAGAACAACAAACUGCUCAGCUACAACAACAACCUGGGUGCCCCCCAUCCCAUGUCUGUCCCUUGCACUGGCGCCAAUGUGCCCAUCUCCAGCCCCACCGGAGCCCUGCUGGACAGGAAAGCGGUGGGAUCUCCCUCGGUAGGAGGCGUGUACCAGCGGCGGCACUCCGUCAGCAGCACAAAGUUCAGCCAGAACCAGUUUCUGAACAGUCUGAAGGCAAUGGACCACUCCUCGCUCAUCUCAGGGGUUGGCAACAUCAGCAACAAGGAGAACCGCCUGCGAGACCGCUCCUUCUCCGAGACGGGCGAGAGGCUCAUCAACAAGUGCCUGGGCCCUGCCAGUCCCACCAGCGGUGGCAGCCAAGUGAACUCCAGCAGAUACAAGACGGAGCUUUGCAGGCCCUUUGAGGAGAACGGCUCCUGCAAAUAUGGCGACAAAUGCCAGUUUGCUCAUGGAAUCCACGAACUUCGCAGCCUGAGCCGCCAUCCCAAAUACAAAACUGAGCUGUGCCGUACCUUCCACACCAUUGGUUUCUGCCCGUACGGGCCUCGCUGCCAUUUCAUCCACAACGCCGAGGAACGCCGCGGACCUCCUCAGCAGACCUCCCCUCUAAACUCUUCCAACAAGAUCGAGAGGCCUCGGCUGCAGCACAGCUACAGCUUUGCAGGCUUCUCCAGCUCAGCUGGGCUGAGAGACAGCCCCACCUCCGUCACCCCGCCACCCAUGUUCUUCCCUGAUGAAGUCUCCGACUGGCCCAGCAGUAACCCCUUCACCUACUCCAGCCAGGAGCUGGCCAACCUGUUUGGGCCCAGCCUCAGUGCCGGUCCUGUAGGCACAGAGCCCCACCAUCCUGCACCCCCCUCUCCAACAAGCACACCUUACUAUUUCAGACCCAUGUUGGAGUCCCCUCAGAUGUUCGAGUCUCCAUCCAGCCCUCCUGACUCCCUGUCAGACCAAGAGGGCUACCAGAGCAGCUCUGGAGGCAGCCUGAGUGGCUCCGAGUCCCCAACGCUGGACACCACCCGCCGUCUCCCCAUCUUCAGCCGCCUCUCCAUCUCUGACGACUAAACCGCAAGCACCCGUCAGUGACUUUUGAGUUUGAUGACACAAAGAGAACACGGCACUCCCCUCUACCUCUGCCUCCCUGUCUUCCCUGUACACAGCGCACCAUGUUAGUUGCUAGUUAGCAUUAUAAGGAUGUAGUCAAUCAAGGGAACUCAAAUUAUCAUUUCAUUCCUGUUAAUCUGCACAGCAAGUUUUUUUUAAAACGCAAAAAAAAAAAGUAGCCUGCCUUGUGUCAUAGUGCCAAAAAAAGGAGUGGAAUUUGAACAAUGAAAAUCACGAGAACAAAAUUGACUGUUUUUCCAGGUGCCACUUGUUUUUUUUGUUUUUUUUUCUCCCCUCUUUCUUCUUCAUUUGUUCUUGAAUGUGUAGCAGCACAAGUGGCCUUGGAUAGGGGAGUGCAUUGCACUAGCCCCCUGCCCCCCCCUCCCCUUCCCUCCCUCCCCUGACAAUACCACUUCCCCUGAGCUAGCUAGAGGGUGCUCACUAACAUAACUGUAGAUCUAUCACAGCCGUUUUUACAGACUGAGUAAAGACAAAUAUAAUAAAAAAAAGUAUAAUAAAAUAACAGACCCUGAAAAGAUAUGAAUAGUUUUUAAAAAAGGAAAAAAAGUGCCUGGGGUGGUUUUUGCAUGUUUAGGGUGAAUGGACUACUGUUUUGUUUUUGGUUCUUACUCAUUUGCCUCCCCCCCACACACACACCCCCCCCCUACACCCCCCGUCACGGUUCUUCUCGAGCCCAGUCUUAUGUAAUUGUGGACAGGGUGAGUCUGCAGGAAGGACUUUGAACUGGAAGUUGGUUAUGUCCCCCCCCCCCUCUGAAUUUUCUCCUCCUGUUGCUGGUCACUGGCUCUCUCUGUUUUUUUUCUUUUUUUGGGAAGGAAGUCUCUAUCAAACUGAUCAUUAAACCUGUAGGACUUUGUCCCACUUCUCAGUCUUGCCUCCCUCCCUUCAUCUCCACCGAUCUGGGGAAUUCCAGCAUUCCCAUGGUGCAGUUGUACAUCCUGCGACUUGACACGAUCGGAUCUCCAAGCUAUUUUACUUAACUUCUCCCCCACUUUAACGCCUGCUCCCAGGAGCACUCCCUGUACUCAUUACACCCCCUCCCCCCCUUUUUUUUUGCUUUCUUUAUUUGAUAAUUAUUUUUUAUUAAUGUUAUUAUUACGGUUAUUAUUAUUUGAAAACCUUUCCAGACAGAGGGUUUUCUUGUCACUGCUUAUUUAACUUAUCAGAACAUAUUUAUUGGUGAUCAUAUGCAUUUUUUGUUAAUUUUGUUUUGUAUUUAUCUGGAUAAUGAACAAUAGAAUAUAUUUUCUUUUAUGUUAAAUUAUGAUCUUCCAUAUUAAUCUAAAGAUUGUGAAGACGUUUUUGUCAAGUUUUCCUUUUUUUCACAGUUUAAUAUAUUGUACUUCAAUGACUUGUUCUGCAACUACACUUUUGUCAAAAUGAAACUUAAUUUAAAGCAAAAAAAAAAGAAAAUGCAAAAAAAGAGGUUUUGCGUUUUGAUUAUUUAUUGUACUUUUUUCUUUACUCCCUCUCAUUGGACUGCAAUUCCACCUAAACUAGAUUUGCUUGUAUUCAUUCCCGGUGUUUCCCUCCUCCACACCUUUACAUUAAUCUUGACAGUAACAGUAGCUAACUGUUAUUACGUUGAUUCAGCUUGUCUUUUUCUUUUUUUUGUCCCGACUGUAAAGAGAAGUAUUUUUCACAGUACUUGGGUUGACGGUAGAAGUAACGGGGUGCUCACUGGUUUAAGAGAGUCUCCAACUUAGAAGACUAGUUCAUGUUGAAAUGUUGGUCAUGUUCAUAAAACCCAGUCUGUUAAUUACAAGCAAUAGCUGUGACCAAAUGGGUUGAGGAAAAGUACGUUUUCUUUUUAAUUUGAUCGGAUGCUUGAUGCACUUGCUUGGCCCCCCCCCCCCCGCUCGACCAUUGGAAGUGCCUCACUGAAUACAUUCCAGGUAGCUAAGGCUUCUCGAGCCUUUUAUAUAUUUGAUAAUGGAGGACAAUGAAUCUUUUUAAGUCACUUGUUCCGUGUUGCCUUCACGUGUUUGGAAGGGGUGAACAGAUUUUGACACAAAGAAAGUAAAACUGUUGAAUGUAUUUUUUUUUUUUUUCAGCCAUGUUUUUGUUUUUUUUCCACUACAGUAAUUUCUGUGAGUUUAUAUGAAAACCUGUUUUUUGUUUUGUUUUCUCCUCUUUUGUAAGUAUUGAUUGCAGUUAAGUCAAUAAACCCCAUAUUUUUUGGAAAAGUAAAA
Solea solea (common sole) is the source of this 3536-nucleotide messenger RNA. RefSeq names its product zinc finger protein 36, C3H type-like 1a (gene zfp36l1a). NCBI's taxonomy places the organism in Eukaryota, Metazoa, Chordata, Actinopteri, Pleuronectiformes, Soleidae. Gene Ontology annotation, molecular function: metal ion binding; mRNA binding. The record is from RefSeq and is a predicted model, not a curated record. The transcript is spliced from 2 exons. Bases 169 to 1284 code for a protein of 371 amino acids.